ACCGCACGUCCCGUUUGCUCAAGUUAUGCUACUACAGUAAUUUGCUGCCGUAUGAGGGUGCGUAUCUCUACAUUUCUUGCCAUAACUUAAGCAUGGAGUCACAUAAUUUACUCCGCGCUUCAUUGGAUGCUUCCUCUUGGAUCUUUUACUGUUUUUAUAUUGUAUAUAUGUAUUGGAGCUUUCCAAGGUUUGCAGACAUAAAACGACCCACCAAGUCUUCUACUGACCGAAAGCCGAGCACCCUGCUGAGCGCCAUGGAGAUGAAGAUGGCCGUCAACGCGGCCAACUGGCUCGUCGGCAAGGUGCUCAGCAAGCUGUCCGACGGGCUGGUGUCCACCUACAUGGCCAGCUCCGAGCUCGGCAGCAAUUUCCUGAACGCCAAGAACCAGCUGAUGUACACACAGGGGCUGCUGUCCGCAUCCGUGGGCAGGGACGUGGGCGACGAUCCUGGCCUGCGCGGACUUCUGGGGACGCUGAGCAAGAAGGCCGACGAAGCCGAGGACGUGCUUGAUGAGCUCCACUACUUCAUGAUCCAGGAUGAGAUCGAUGGCACCAAGGAGGCUGCUGCGGAGGUGGGCGGCGGCAUCAAGGGCCAUUCGGUCCAUGGACGCCAUGUUGCUCGCUGCACCCUCGGCAACUACCUUCCGUGCUUUUCAUCUCCGCGCACUCUAGGUGACGAGCCUCCUGCAUUUUCUGAUGCUGCUGCCACCAGUGAGCUACAUAGUGAACAUAUUAAGUUGCCAUUUAACAGAGUAGCCAUGUCCAAGAAAAUCAAGUCUGUCAUAGAGGAGAUGAACUCCAUAUGCCUGCUUGUCUCUGACCUGCUCAAAGUCAAAACUGCAAACCACAGUAGCAUUGCAUUAAGCAGACAUGUCACCAUUGAAAGGCCUCCAACUGGUUCCAUAGUUCCACAAGAUAGAAAACUGUAUGGAAGGAAUGACAUUUUUGAGCAAACUGUAAAUGCACUCACCGGUGGCACCUACCAUGAUAAAACCCUCUCUGUCCUGCCUUUCGUUGGCCCUGGGGGCAUCGGAAAGACGACCUUCACACAGCACCUGUAUAAUGAUGAAAGAAUCAAGGGGCACUUCCCUGUCAGGGUCUGGGUAUGUGUUUCAACUAAUUUUGAUGUGAUUAGGCUCACCAGGGAGAUACUUGGCUGCAUACCUGGAACUAACACAAGCACAAUUGAACCAACAAACUUAGACCAACUUCAGACAGCCAUUGCAGAGAGACUGGACUCCAGAAGGUUCUUAAUUGUGUUGGAUGAUAUGUGGACUUGCAAGAGUGCGCGUGAUUGGGAAAACCUAUUGGCCCCAUUCACAACAGGAGGAACCAAGGGCAGCAUGAUUCUUGUUACAACUCGAUUGCCAUCUGUAGCACAAAUGGUCAAAACAACUGAUCCAAUAGAGUUGCAUGGUUUAGAGCCUGAUGACUUCUUUGCACUGUUUGAAUCAUGUAUAUUUGGUCAUAACAAACCCAGGCUUUAUGAUGAUGACUUGGUCAAUGUUGCAAGAGAUAUUGCAAAGAAGCUAAAGGGUUCGCCACUGGCAGCAAAUACAGUUGGUCGACUGUUGAAGAAAAACAUCUCUUGGGAAUAUUGGAUGGGAAUUCUUGAAAAGAAUGAAUGGCAAAGUGCAAAAAAUGAUGAUGAUAUUUUGCCAUCCCUAGAAAUCAGCUAUAAUUACCUUCAUUUCCAUCUGCAGAAAUGUUUUUUUUAUUGUGCCCUCUUCCCAGAAGAUUACAAGUUUUAUGAUUUAGAAAAAAUCACUAAUUUCUGGAUUGCAGUGGGCAUUGUAGACUCAAGUUGCCGAAAUGAUAAGAAUUACUUAGACGAACUAGUGGACAAUGGUUUUCUCAUAAAAAAUAGUGAUAGGAAUGGUGAAUACUAUGUGAUGCAUGAUUUAUUGCAUGAACUGUCUCGGAAUGUUUCGUCACAAGAGUGUGUGAACAUAAGUAGUUUAAGUUUCAGAGUCAACGACAUACCACAAUCUAUUCGGCACUUAUCAAUCACCGUAGAAGAUAAAUAUGAUGAAAGUUUUGGUCGAGAAAUAUGUAAACUGAGGAGUGUAAUAGACAUUGGAAAUUUGCGUACUUUGAUGGUUUUUGGACCACAUGAUGCAGAAACAGGUGAUAUUCUGAGAGAUGCAUUUGAAGGAAUAAAGAGUCUUCGAGUUCUAUUUAUACCUAGUCUCCCAGGCAGUUUGCCAAAAAGCUUUUCAAAUCUUAUCCACCUCCAAUACCUUACAAUCAUGCCACCUAGUGAUGCGGGCCAUUGCCUGUAUCUACCUAGGACAUUACCAAGAUUUUACCACUUGAAAUUCUUGGACCUCGAUGGUUGGUUUGGUUGGGAAUGUAAUGUAAUUUUGCCUAAAAACAUUAGCCGCCUCAUGAAUUUGCGCCAUAUUUAUUCUUCCAAAGAAUUCCAUUCCCGUAUUCCUAAGGUCGGAAAGAUGAAAUGGUUGCAGGAGCUAAGAGAAUUUGAUGUUAAGAAGGAAAGUGUUGGAUUUGAACUGAGCCAGCUGGGGGAACUGACAGAGCUUGGGCAGCUUGGUAUAUGUAAUCUUGAAACCGUGGCAUCCAAACAGGAAGCUAAUGAUGCUAAACUGAAGGAUAAAAGAAAUCUGAAAGAAUUGGAAUUAGUUUGGGGUCGAGGGGAACACACUAUAGACGGUGAUGUUCUUGAGGGUCUUCAACCACCCCCUAAUCUUAGCAAGCUUAGCAUUAUAAAUUAUGCUUUUGCCACUGGUCCUUGCUGGUUGUGCAGUGACAUUAGCAUAAAAAGGUUGGAGUCCCUACAUCUGGAGGGUAUAUCUUGGGAUACUCUUCCAUCUUUUGAGCAGUUACCACAUCUCACCAACCUCAAACUGAAGAAUAUUGCUGGGAUGCGUGUGUUUGGGCCUGGAUUUGGUGGUCUUACAGAGAGAAGUUUUAUGCACCUGAAGACGGUUCAUAUUGGGAAUAUGCCAGAACUUGAGGAAUGGGUCGGGGGGCCCAAUAGCCCUUUGUUUUCAAGGCUUGAAAGCAUUCGAUGCUUAUAUUGCCCCCUUCUGUCCUCGUUUUCCUUCUUGGAGUGUUGUACCAACCUUUGUCGACUCCAUAUUGUUGGUUGCCCAGAGUUAUCUCAGUUUGCCCCUCUGCCUCAUACUUCUACACUAACAGACUGUUCUGUGAACAAAGGGUUAUACACAGGUUUGACGUAUAAUGGAAAGUGUUUGACUGCUGUUAGGUAUGAGGGUGCGUUGGCCUUCCAAAAUCUGGAUAGAGUAGAGGUUAUACAAAUUUAUAGGUCACCACACGUUUCAUUGUCAGUGUCGGACCUCCAAAAGAUGAAGUCCCUGAGACAACUAGAUGCCAGAAGUUGCAGCAGCAUGUUCUCUGCAGAAUGGUUCAAUCCAGUCGUCCUUGAGGAAUUGGCAGCCCAUGACAAGUAUUUGGAAAAAAAUAUCUCUGUAGCAGCAGGUCUGAUCCCGGAGGUGGCAAUGAGCAAAUCACUGCAUCCAGGUUCAUUCCAACUGGAAGAAAUGGAGGUGGAGAACAUCUCGGCAGUGCUUAUUGCUCCCAUUUGCAGACGCCUUGCCGCAACCCUUCACACAUUAAAGUUCUGUAAUGAUGACGUGACUGAAACCAUCACGGGAGAGCAAGAGCAAGCGCUUAAUCUUCUCACCUCCCUCCAAAGUCUACGUUUUACAGGCUGCAAACUGCGGUCACUCCCUCGGCUAUAUGGCCUUUCUUCUCUCAGGGAAUUUUGGAUCAGUUACUGUGAUGGAAUCCAAUCACUGCCGCCCAAGGAGGACCUCCCCGCUUCACUGCUGGUACUUGACGUAAUGGGCUGCAGCCGUGAGAUAAAAGAGCAAGCCAAGAAUCUAAAAAAAGCAAAGCCUUGUUUGAUUGUUAAGCUCGCGGCAGAUGGUGGCCUUGACUGGGAUGCGCUUGCACAUACCGUCAGACUGGAGACUGGAUGCGCGCUCAGUCAGAGGUCGUGCAGUUACCUGGGCAUAGCUGAUACUCGUAGAGCCAUCGAUUUGAUCAAGGCAAGAUUAUAUUCUGAAUUUUGGGGAAAGGAGGAACACACAGGAGACAGUGGGCCCUUGUUCUGGGUGAAAUUCCGAAGGUCAUAUAGCCGUUUGUUACCAGAAGACUUCCCAUUUCUUGAAUGGGUAGGCUCUUCGUGAACUAUUGAUUAGUGCGUCUGUUGAUUGAUGGGAAUCAUCAGGAACCAUCAUGCUCACAAAAUCUUUUGAUUGAAUGAUGAGUUAUUUAAAGCAGCAGAGAUAUUCAAGGUUGUGAAGAGUUCAGCUGAUUGAUUAGCAGAGUAACUUCAAGUCAGCGCAUCAUCCAUACUGGAUAGCUUCUGCCACCGACUUGCCAGUUCAAGAAGAGAUAGAGAAUUAGAGAUGACUGUCACAUCACUUCAUAUUGGGGGAUUCUUUUGUGUACAAUGAAUCCACUUUGCUAAAGUGUUUGGGUGAUUCUUUUUUACAUUUUUAUAAAAAAUUCCACUUAAAAAUAGUCCAGAUCAGUUUGUAGUUUGCUCAUAAACACUUAUAGGAAUUUUUGUUAAUUUUUAUGAAGAUUAUUACAAUUUCCUGAUUUAAUAUUAUUCAUGUAGCCAGUCUUCUUGUAACGAAUAUAUUUAUGGCCAUGAAUUAAUUG
Molecule: messenger RNA, 4653 nt
Organism: Triticum aestivum (bread wheat)
Lineage: Eukaryota; Viridiplantae; Streptophyta; Magnoliopsida; Poales; Poaceae
Product: putative disease resistance protein RGA3
Exons: 5
Coding region: 93-4172 (1359 amino acids)
Molecular function (GO): ADP binding
Source: RefSeq, a predicted model, not a curated record